AUGAGCUAUCCACCGGGUUCUCUUCGCUCAUGUCACGAAGCUGAUGGUCGCAGCGACCGAUCUGGUGGUUCUGGUGGCACUGGAAGUGGUAGCGGCUGCGGAAACGUUUACGGGAGUCUCUACGGGGCCUUUAGUGAUUGUAAAUGGCACCACCAAGCCCAGCAGCAUCAACAGCAGUCCCAUCACCAGGCUCAAAAGUCGCAACAGCAACUAGAGCAGGUCCAGUCUACAUGGCAAAAAUGGGCCGCCAGUUUCGAUGCUUUACUAAGCGAUGGGGAGGGGGUGGCCCUCUUCAAAUCCUACCUCGAGUCGGAGGGCUGUGGGAACCUCCUUGAUUUCUGGUUUGCGAUUCAGGGUUUUCGCAGCAAAGUUGACCCCUCUGACCGCAAGAAGAUCCUACAACUUAUCAAGGUUAUUUAUCAAACCUACAUUCGCGGCUCCGCUUCCGCUUCUGCCUCUGCCUCGUCAAGCGGAGUCCCGCCUCCCUCCGCUACCACCGCAUCUCGCAGUCGACGUAAUCAUACCCCCGUCCGUUUGCGUCCAGAAACCCGCCGUUCAAUCGCGGAUCGUCUAGCGCACAAGAGCUCCCUGGACCAGACCGUCUUUGAUGAAGCCCAAGCUGAAGUUGGUCACCUUCUCCGCACCACGGCGUAUCAAGCCUUCCUCAAAUCGGAAGCUUUUAUCGCACACAUUCAACAGGGUGGUCUGGGACCAAAGCCUGCUUUGAUGUGCUCGGAGGAUGAAUUCGCCCGUCAUACCGCCUAUCUACCCACAGUGGAGGAGGAUAGAGAGUUGGGACAGGCGCCGCUGCCUCUGAGAGGUAGCUCUACACCUGCCACCUACCAUUACUUCUGUGGACCUCCGAUGCUGCAACAACAGUGUGCAUGUCAGAGUGGGAAUCCCUGGGGAGUGACCUACUAUCCUCCACCCACGCCACAGACCUGCUAUCCUCCAGCGCCAUUAACACAGGAGAAUAUUCAGAUGACGCGUUUUCAGAGGGCUGAACUGCCCGUGCCUCAACACCUCGCCUGCUGUCCUCACUGCCAAACGCCCCUCCCACAACAGCAGCAAAUUCCGGGACCCAGUAACCCCCUAUCACCAACACAACAUAAAUCUAUGGGAAGAAUGACUGGGGCCGGCCAGAGGAAGUGGAUGGAUGCUGUUUGUCCCAAGUACGAGUACUGCUCGCCUCCGCUGGCACCGCAAGGGGGAUUUGCGCGGGCACCUCCCAAUCCCUACCACGUCUCUUUUGCUCCGGUCUCCAUGCAAGACUCGGAGCAUCACAGCCUCUCUAGUGGCGCUCACACGGAGGAAAAUCUCUCCCACAUCGAUGGCGCGUGUGAUGAAGCACGCGCCCGAAUGCAUCUCUCAUCUAUCCGUCACACAACUCGAAUAUCUACUAAUUACCCCGUCUUUGGGACAUCCACGACUACCACUCCAGCCGCCGUCAUUACUUCCGGCGGCGGUGGUGGUGGCGGCAGUGCAUUGGGUCAUAAGCACAAAAGGGGCGUCAGUUCUUCGCGGAGAGCUGCUGCAAACGGUGCUUCGACUGCUGCUGCUGGUGCCGCUGCCACCAGUAAGACGGCGACGUUGAGGGACCAGAAUAUGGCCGAGUUGGAUCCCUCGGGCUUUGCUCGACUCCUCAAUGAACGCCUUCAACGCGUAGUGGAAGACAGAGCUGCUAUGGAAAGACUUGAACGGCUUAUGUCGGAGGUCGGAAAUGACGAGGAAGGAGAAGAAACCACAGAGAUUCCGGACACGGGUCAAGAGAAGGAGGCCUCUACGAAGACCACGGAAGCUGUGAAGGUUGAGCCAAAGACAGAGACAGAGAUAGCUUCAGCUUCGAAGACGCAGCAACCGCAGCCGCUGCUGACCACCGCGGAGAGUGAAGAAUGCAGCAUCUCCAAGGCAAUGGCUAAUCUCAGUGUUGCGUCGACAUCGACAACAACAACAACGACUACCACAACAGCAACAGUAUCAACGAAGCCUUCGGUUCUUCAGCGACCAUGGGCCGAUCGUCUACUGGCUGCUGCAAGGGUUCAGCAUGCACAACAAGGCGAUAAUGCUCAGGCUAUUCUUGAGGAUCACUGUUCUCGCAUCUGGGACACAUCAGCCGAUCGGACACCAACAAGUAGUAGUGGCAGUGGAGGUGAUGGGCAUGGUGCAUCCGCCUUACGACCUCGUUUAGAUGCUGUCGGAAAGUCAUCUGGAAAGAUUGUGGAGACCUCAAGGCAAGCGACAACAGGAGGAGGAGGAGAGGAAGAAGAGGUUGAGGAUGAUUGUAUCCACCCUCCACUGCUUCAGGAGUCCUCCUCUCCACCCAGUGCCACCACAACCACGACCACCAACUCUUCCACACGAUUCGACUUCCACCAACAGGUUAAUGAGAGCCAACUGGUUGAUGUAAACACGAUGCGACUGCAAGCACGGUGUACCGCAUCGCCAACAGCACCUUCAACUACUGGUGGUGGUGGCAGUGUUGGAAGUGGAGGUAGCAGUGGCAGUGGUGGAUUGGUUGUCGGCUACUACCUCUGCGACGAUCCAGUUCCCUAUCGCAGUCAGUGGCCGUCAAACGUUAUCACUCUGGGACAAUUCAAACACCUCGUGCCCAAGAAGGGUCUUUUUCGAUUCUUUUUCAAGACCACUUCCGACGAGUUUGACUCGGGUGUGGUGCAUCAAGAGAUCUCCAACGAUGACGCUGUUCUGCCCCUAUGGGAGGGUAAAGUAGUCGCCAAGGUGGAGCGUGUGGAGCAGUAG
Echinococcus granulosus is the source of this 2757-nucleotide messenger RNA. RefSeq names its product Axin-1. The coding region runs from base 1 to 2757 and encodes 918 amino acids. Lineage: Eukaryota; Metazoa; Platyhelminthes; Cestoda; Cyclophyllidea; Taeniidae. The record is from RefSeq and is a predicted model, not a curated record. Gene Ontology annotation, biological process: negative regulation of canonical Wnt signaling pathway. The transcript has 7 exons.